Messenger RNA from Crotalus tigris (Tiger rattlesnake), 9286 nucleotides. RefSeq names its product myelin associated glycoprotein (gene MAG). The coding region runs from base 355 to 2343 and encodes 662 amino acids. NCBI's taxonomy places the organism in Eukaryota, Metazoa, Chordata, Lepidosauria, Squamata, Viperidae. The record is from RefSeq and is a predicted model, not a curated record. The transcript is spliced from 11 exons.
UGGGCACCCACCAAUAGUUGUGUUCCUGGGAAGAUGCCGCCAGCUUUGCCCAGAUUCUGAGUGUGGAUGCUCUCACUUACCCAGUCUUGGAAAACCAGGAUUUAAUCCCAGGAGGACAGAACUACCAGGACUGCAAUCUAAGGUCACUGGCUAGAUUUGAACAUCAGUCAAGGCUGCCUCCCUCAAGGCCGAGUCUUCGGUCUCCCCAAGAAGCCCGUUGCAGUUUGGCUUUGUUUUCAGUUGCUUCCCUGGAUGCCGACAUCUGGCUCUCCUAUCUCAAAGGCAUUCAGACGUUGCUCUUUCCAUUCCAGAUCUCCAUCACCCAGCCUGGGAAAUUCAGUGCUGAAGGCAUGAAUGGGCAAGGACAGCCGUAGAAGGUUGAAAGGGUUCACACAUGACACUAAGAGACACCAUUUCCUUAACCAUAGUUUGCUGUAUAAGCUACAGGUUGACCUACACAUUUCUUCAAAAAUAAACAACAUGACAUUCUUCUGCAAGGUGCUGCUGGCCUUCUGGGUCCUAUUUGAAGGGGUCUUGGCAGGACCGUGGAGCGCCUGGAUGCCCGAACACAUCACUGCCUUUGAAGGCACCUGUGUUGUUAUCCCCUGUCGCUUCAGCUACCCAGAAGAGCUACGUCCAGCAACCAUCCAUGGCAUCUGGUACUUCAACAGUCCAUACCCCAAGAAUUAUCCCCCAGUGGUUUAUAAAUCCCGCACCAACAUUGUCCAUGAGAGCUACGCUGGACGCAGUAGACUGCUGGGAGAGCUAAAUUUCCGCAACUGCACCCUGCAGAUCUCCCGUCUCAACCCUGAAUUCACAGGGAAGUAUUACUUUCGGGGAGACCUCGGUGGCUACAAUCAAUAUACCUAUCCAGAGCACUGCAACCUUGAGGUCAUCAACAAGCCCACAAUUGUGAAUCCUCCAGAAGUGGUGGAGGGUUCAGAAGUAGAGCUGCGCUGUGAGGUGCCUGACAAUUGUCCAGACAUGAAACCUGUCAUCACGUGGAUGAACUAUGAGAAUUUAGCUGAACAUUCAGUCUAUGCACAAAUAGAGGAAGAAGGUGGCAUUUGGUCACUCAUCUCCAUCCUUAAGUUCCUACCAGUGCGUGAGAACCACGGCCAUGAGGUGGGCUGCAAAGUCAGCUACCCCAACACCACUUUUGAGUUUGAGGGCUUCUCGACACUGGAUGUCAAAUAUCCACCCCGUAUCCUGCAAGUGAACUCCUCCGUGGAAGUCCUACACGGUUCUCAUGUGUUCUUGUUGUGUAUUGUGGACAGCAGCCCCAUAGCCAUGAUUACCUGGCUCCGAGAAGAUGAAAUUCUCCAUGAGGACUUAGCUGGGAACCUCACGCUCUACCUCGACAAUGUAACACACCUGCAGGACGGCAUCUACACUUGUGUGGCAGAGAACAUUUAUGGCAAAGACAACCACUCCCUUGCCUUGUCUGUGCUGUAUGCUCCGUGGAAACCAGUAGUCAAUGUAUCAGUGGUGGCCAUUGAGGGAGAGCCUCUAACUAUUUUCUGCAGCUCACAGAGCAGCCCUGAGCCAACGAUCACCAUCUUCAAGGAUAAGAAGGCGUUAGCCAUGGGGAUCUACCAAAACCAUGUGGAGUUGGAGUUUGAAUCCGUGUCGCAUGAAGAUGAUGGUGAAUACUGGUGCACAGCAGAGAACCAGUUUGGCCAGAGCAGCACUGCUUUCAAUCUCACCGUUGAAUUUGCUCCCCGUAUUCUUCUGGACUCCAAGUGCACUGCCGCUCGGGAUACAGUGAAAUGCAUCUGUGCAGCCAAGGCCAACCCAGAAGCUAUGAUCACCUUUGAGUUGCCCACUCGCAAUGUGACGGUCAAUGAGACUGACCGGGAGUUUGUGUACUCCCAGAAAACAGGCUACAUUGUCACCAGCAUCCUGACUGUUCAGAGGGAGGUGGACUCUCAGCUCUACAUAGUCUGCUCUGCCAGGAAUCUCUACGGCACCAAGAACCAGCAGCUCCAGUUCCAUCACUCCAACAGUCUGAUGUGGGCGAAGGUUGGACCAGUGGGAGCGGUUGUGGCCUUUGCCAUACUCAUAGCUGUGGUGUGCUAUGUCAGCCAGGCCAGAAAAAAAAAAAACAAUGAAAAUCCUGGUUUUGGGCAAACAGAAAACCCUCCUGUUGUGUACAGCGGAGACUACAGGACUCCAGGCAAUCUGGAAAAAUCAGAGUAUGGGCGCUGUGACAAGCGGCUGUUGAACAAGCGUGAGGACCUGGGGAUUGAUUAUGCCAACAUAGACUUCACCAAAUUGUCCACCAAGGACAAGUACACCCUGACGGAGGAGUUGGCUGAAUAUGCUGAAAUCCGAGUCAAGUGAGGCUUCUUCUCACCACGGCCUUUCUUCCCACUGGAACUAUAGUAGUUGAAUGAAACCCCAAGCCGUCACCAUCAUUGAGCUGGCCAUCCAUCAUCUCUCAGGGGACUCCACACUAUCCACUGUUUUUGAUAUUCUGAUGUUCACACUCCAAAAUAUGGGGUGGAUUUUCAUUCCCUGGAGAGUACAUACUGAAGAUCACACUAACACGGAUUAGGUUCCCUUUUUCUCUCUCACAUACAAACCCCACAAGUAAACACUUGCCUUUUGGCCAGCCAACAAGUUAGUUACAGAAUGGUAAGAGGGCAGCUCUUUCUGCUUCUGCUGUGGUAAAUUCCUAAAUCUUGGGAUACCUAGUCUAAUUUGCUAGCAAACGAUCAAAGUAGAACAUAAUUCCAGGUCAUAAUCAUAAGGAUCAAACUGACAAAUCCAGAAUAGCUGUGUUCUUAGGUAUCCCUCCAUCUGAUGGGGUUCCAUGAAAGAGGCUGGGUUUCUAUGAGAAGUCAAUGGAUUGGUUUUCACCACAAUACCCAAGAGCCUUGAUCUUUCUUAGCAAGGCUGAUGAACAUAAGCAGUAGAGUUGGUUCUCUAUCUGUCCAAUAUUCACUUCACAUUCCAGAUUCAAGCUGGAAAAAAAUCAAAUUGUAGUUCACAUGACUUAAUAACUCUACGCCUUUAUCUUUAACAAAAUAAAAAAGAAAGCAGGGGAUGGUUUAGGCGCAUCAUUUAUUUCUACAUGUAUAAGACAGUGGACAUUUACCACCCUUUUCUGACUCCAGCAUCAUAGAUUUCAGGUUAAAAAGAAACAAAGUGAUGAGAUGACCGAAAACAUCACCUAGUGAAUUCUAGCAUCUUCAGUGCACCAACUAGCUAUGGUUGAAGAAAUAUAAAGCCUGCCCAACUGCUGUCCUUUUGACAUAGCAAUGGUUGGGUGACUCUAGACGACGCUAUGAAUUACUAGCAUGGAAAUGACCUGUGAUUCAUUGUCAAGCCAUUUUUACCAGAUAUAGGUAAUGUAAAAUUGGAUCUAAGCAUAUCUGUUAAGUAGAGGACUAACUUCUGUUUCCUAGAAUAUAUGUUCUGUUUCAUCAAGGGUUUCCUUCUGCACCCCAUAAUAGUCCCCAGUGAUACAUUCCCGUUGUUGUUAGCAUGACUAAUGAAAGUGCUGUGUGUUUUGCUGAGCAAUUGGAUAUUGUAUUCUGUAGCAUUCACUCAGUUCUGUCUGCAGCUUUACCUUUUGAGAAAAAGUGCCCUUUCCAGUAAGUAAAUUUGUUGGGCAAAAGAUCUUCUCUUUCCUCUUCUUGUUCAAUCUCAGGAAAACAGAAGGCUGAUCUCUGAUGUUUUAAACCCAACAAGAAUCCCAUUGGUUUUGAUGACACUGGAAGGUUAUGGAAGAAAUAUCUUGGGUCUUUCAUUAUUUGCUGAAGACCUAUGAUUAUGUUGAAAACCUUGACUGUUCAUCCUCAUGGUCAUAUAGUAAAGCUUUCCAAUCAUAAAGCAGUUUUACCUACAUAAAUAGUGGGCUUUGCUUCACUUGAUGUGUUCAAGCUGGGGCAAGAUAACCAUUUUGGGAGGAUUUAAUUUAAAAACCUGCACUGAGUAAGAGGUUGAACUUGAUGGUUUAAAUGGCUUUUUCCGUGAUGUUAUGGACAUCCAUUUGGGGUAAGGAGAAAUGGAAAAGUGAAAAAGCUCUCUUGACACUUUCUCCAAAAACUACAAUAAGAGAAUAGGUUGAUUUACAGCCACCCAAAUGUGACUGUUAUAUGUUACGGGCACGAAGAUGUUAAGUUCUCCAAAGCUUUUAAGUCUGUGAACAUUCAAAAGCUGCUCAUUUUGGUGAGUCUGUAUGAUUUUUGGAGAAACAGAGACCAUUAUCAGCCAGAAAAUGAAGUCAAAAUAUCUAGUAAGCAUUAUUCUUUUUAAUUUCCCCAUUCCUUUCUUUACAUAGGUGGCUUAGCAACAAGUGUCAGUGAAAAGGGGACAGAAUAACUAGGAUUUCAAGUAUCUGAAGCUUUUCAUGUUUUUAAAAAUAAUCUCAGGAAAAGUUUUUACUUCUUGAAAAGUCCCCAAGUCUAUUAUUGCAUUGAAGUAAUGUUUACAAAAUCAAAUUCCACCUUUGGUUUGGUUUUUAAAUCAAGGUUCCUCCCAAAUCCCCAUCUGUUCCAACACACACAUAUCCUGUGUUUUUGUACUGUACAGAAAAAGAUACUGUAUUUUGCUGAUUAAGCAGUGGUUGAAUCAUUGUUUUAAAAAGUUGUCAAAGUUGGUAAUUCAUGAUACCCAGCUGGGAAGGAACCCCAUCACUGACUUAAUGAGAUGGUGUUCCAAUUCGUGUUUGUGAAGAAAAACCAAAAAAGCUAUAAUUGUCAGCUGGCAAGCUAAUUCCAAUCUCCUAACAAGAAUAACAGCUAACAUUUCAGGCAAAAGCAUGGUUUUAUUUAUUGAAAAAGCACAUUUUUUUUAAAAAAAAAUAUUUCAUUAGAAGUCGGGGUUUGUGGGGUAAAAAGUUGGAAUCUAGUUACGUGACCUAAAGAUCUGGCAGUUUUGUCAAGGAUCAGUUCAGCUGACCUAAGUGAAAAUUACACAUUAGGUCAAGCAUGAGGAAACCUGUAGCACUCCACAUAGUUAAGACUAUACCCAUCCGCCCUAGUUGUGACAGCCGGUGGUCAGAAAUGACGGGGAAUCGAUGUUCUAUAAUAUUUUCGAUAGUAAUAAAGUCCCCAUCACUGUCCUUGUAGCUAUACUUUGAAUGCAGCUCAGGAGCAACAAUUGAGAAUAAGUCUCAUUGAACAGAAUGGUCCUUAUUUCAUACAAGAUGGGAUUUUAUUGGUGAGGUAUUUACUAAGGGAUCAGUUGUACUAGUGGUAGAAGUAUAUCUUGAAGACUGAUAGAAGUAAAAAAACUCUAAUAAUCUUCCCAUGAGUAAACAGAGCAGCCCCCCAAAAUACCUUAGGGUAUGUGGUUGAAACAACUGUUGAGCGGGCUGAGAAGCUUUUUCACUUCUGAUCAAACAGGUUCCACAGAGUUUUGGACCUCUGCCAGCUGGUGAAUUUGCUUCUCAAAUUCAAGAGCAGGCUGAAGUAUCUAAAAAUGAUCCUCUGUCUCGGUAUUUUAAAUCCUUUGUACCAGUCCAAUUUUAUCAAAGAGUAAGGUUCCUUAAAGCAACAGUAUUGGGGGGGGGGAAAGGCUUUCUCCCUCCGAUCCCUGGGUUUAAACCCUGCAUUCAGUCAUGAAAAUAUGAAAAUAGUCCUGCUGGAUCAGGCUUAGGCCUCUCUAACCAGCAUUCAGUCUCACUCCAUCAGAUGCAAGUAGGAAACCCACGGAUAAGAGGUCAAGGUAGGCCUCUUCUCCCACUGCUGCUCCUGGGCACCCAGUAGCAUGUGGAGAUAGAUUGUCCCAUGCCUGAAAGCAGCAUCAAGGCCAAAGGCCAUUGAUCUAAGAAUUAGUCUCACAUCCUUUGGAAGCCUUACAAACUAGUGGCUAAGAUCACAUCUUCUGGCAGCAUAUUUCCCAGCUUUAUAACUUCUGUAGUCCUCUGAUCAAUGUUAAUUCUUUUGCUAGUAAGUGUCCUUGAGUAGCCUCUAGUUCCAAUGUUAUAGAUAAGGAGAAAAAUCUCUCCUGUUCAUCUUUUCUUCACCAUGCAUCCUUAUAUAAACCACAAUCAUAUUUCGAAAGUAUCUUUUCUGGGCAAUUCUAAGAUGUGUGGACUUCAACUCCCAGAAUUCCUCAGCCGGCAUCCUGAAUCCACACAUCUUAAGAGUUGCUAAGGUUGAGGAAAAACUGCUCUAAACAGUUUCAACCAUUGCAUCCCAUCCUCAUUAGAAGUCUGCAUCUGAUGGCCUUCUGCUUCUUAGGAGGCAGCCAAGCCUAGAGGACACCUGCAUUUGUCCAACUUUUAGAUCUUGUUUCUCCCAACUUCUGGAAAUGUUGGAUCAAAUAUGCUGAAUUAUAACAGCCAUCAUCCCCAACCAGUAACAGUCUCUUCAAACAGGCUUGGAGAUUGGGGAGUUGUAUUACAUUGCUUCUGAGGAACAACAGGCUAGUAAGAUGGCCAUUUACAUUUUUUUUUUAAAAAAAUCUAUCUGCACAUGGGAUUCUUUUCUGGGGCUUUCCUAUCUUUGCCUUGCAAAAGGAAAUUUUUCUCCACUAGGAAAUGCUUUGGAUUAUAAUCUUUCAAAAAUAUUUUGAAACUGAAAUGAAUCCUUUGGGUAUCAGGAGAAAGUUAAUCUCUCAUUAAAGCACUUCUGAAACAGGGUCUUUACACUGCUCCCAAAUCAACUCAGAUCUGAUAUUCUGAUGCUGUUGCCUGCAGUCAGCAGCUAAGCUGUAUCCCAAACAUGCAAUAAGUAAAUAAAUGAACAAAAUAAAUCGACCUUUUCUUUUGUGAGAUCGAAGCCCUACAGAACUUGCAGAUGGUUUGCUUUCUUAUUGGGAGAAUGAGUGUCUCAUUUCACUAUCAUUUGAUGUUUAUAGUCUGAAUGUUCAUGGUCCUAAAAGAGGGAUGGUGGCUUGCCAGUUAUACAGAUCCCUCUCAUAGAAAUCAGUCAGAUUUUUUUUCAAAUGUCCAAAGUCAACUGCUGAUUUACUUUUAAAACACCGCCAGAAUUGGUUGAAAUUGUUAUGAAUUUUAAAAUCCUUAGUAUUUCAUCUCAGGAAAGCCCUGUUGCUUUCCUUUUCACGGCAAGGGAUAAGUAGAUGUGCAAAAUUCUAGGCGGUUCUCCACCCACUGACUCCUCCUAAAUGGAGUAUGGUUGUUUCCAAUUUAUUUUUCUUUUUUCUCGUUUGUCAGAUGCCUGCUAGUUUUUAUUGUUCCAUAAAUUUUCCUUUCAUCCUCUCUCUCCUCAGCCUCUCCCCAGCAACUUGUCUGUCCUGCAGCCUAGAUUUUUUUUCUCUUCCUUUCCAGCAGUAUGCAAUCAUGACUAUAGUUAUUAGUGAGAUGGAUGGGAAUGAUUGAUUGCAAAACUGUUUGCAUGCUAUCCUUUCAGCAUUAUAAAUAGCAAGAGUCUUUAAAACUGAUCUUUAUUUUUUGCAAAUGCUUUUUCCAAGGUGAAUGGUGGUGGGAGGGAAGACAUAAGGAGAGAUACAGUUUUCAUUGCUCCAAAAUUGCAGUAUCUUAAGAUGGGGCACUUGUUGAAUUUUCUUUCUUUCUUUCUUUUUCCUUUCUUUCUUUUUCUUUCUUUCUUUCUUUCAUUCAUUCAUUCAUUUUUCCUUCCUUUUGUUCCUUCCUUCCUUUCUUUCUCUUCCCCUUCCUUUCUUCCUACCUUUUUGCCUUUUUUUCUUAUAUUUUUUGCCUGUAAUCUGAUUUUAUGAUGGGCAGAUAUUACAAAGUUUGCAAGUUAAUGUCUAUUUCUUUGGAUGUGGGAGAAAAAAAUGUGGUAUGGAAUUGCCCUUAUUCUCAAAAUUGACAUUUGUUUUUGAAUGUCAUGUUAAAAUUCCUGAUUCUGAAAACAUAUUACUUGUAUAUCUUGAAUCCAUUUCUUCCUUUUCUUCAAAGAGAAGCCAAUAUCCACUAAGCUCUCCAAGAUUAUUUUUGAGAAGACAUGUAGAACAGUGUUUCUCAACCUUGGCAAUUUUAAGAUGGGUGAACUUCAACUCCCAGAAUUCCCCAGCCAGCCAUGAAUCAGAAAAAGCACAUUAUCAGCUUUCCAAAUUCAGCUGAAUGGUAUGGGGAAAGGAUUGCAUUUGAGUGCACACUUAGAUAAGAGGCAGCAAGGCAGGAAAGAAGCUCUGGGCUGGGCAUGGCAGCUUUCAAAGAGUUUCUAACAUCUCAGAAUUGGGUCUGUGAUUCCCUCCAAUCCCCACCCCCUGCCCACACUCUCUCCUGCAUUUGUAUCUGAAUAGGUUCAACUUUAAUAUAUAUUCCAAAUAAAUUAUUACAUUAUGUCCUUAGCUUUGGAACUUGCAAGCUUUAUUGCAUUUCAAAUGUAUGCAUUUACAAAGAUUUUUCAGCUUCAAUGCAUAAAUGUUGUGGUUGUUUCAUGUCAUGUAUGUUAUCCUUCCUUUUGUUGACAAAGAUAGCAAGAGGGUGUGUGUCCGUAGCAGAUUGUACUGUAAUUUAUUUCUGUGAUAGGCACUUAAUAGGGCUUCCUUAAUUAGCAGGUCUGACUGUAAAUAGACACCAGACAGAGCAUUUUCAACCCACAUACAAUUUGCUUUUGAAUUUUUUUGUUUAGCAUCUUUUCUCAUGUAUCUUACAUGGAAAGGAGCAAGUAAACAUAUUUCUAGGUGUGAAUGUGUUUCAGACAGAAUUAAAUCUCUGCAGUGGUGUCUGGAUAAGCAGACAAAGAAUCUGAAGAUGAACUCACCUGUCCAAUGUGCAGUAUUAAUUUAGGAAAACGCUGGGUUUUUUUAUGCCUGUAGUCCCACAAUACAGCAAAUGUCUAAUGACUUUAAUUCCUCUGACUUUGUAUCUUCAAAGAAAUAAAAGGUCUUUUACAAAUCCAUAUUCCAGCCCAUCUCCUUGAAUAGCAUCUUCAGAUACAGUAAUCAAAUCAUCACUCUCCAACUAGAGACAACCAGUGGCAAAGCUGGUUUCAGAACAGUAAUUGUUUCCUGAACAAACUCUUUAUUAUUUUCUUUCCCUGCAUCUUAGUUUUAUUGAGGUUAUUUUAGAAUUGGUUUGUGCCCAAAUCCCCUCCAACACACUUCACUUUUCAAUCCUAAUGAUAAUAAAUAUUUUCUUCAUUUAAAAAAACAGUUCUUAUGUGGAUGAAUAUAUGUUUCACCAGAAAGAGAAUUGCUUUUCAAACCAAUGGAUAGAAAGCCAAGGUUUGUUCAUCAUGCUGCCAUGGUUUGUUUUUUUACCAUAAAUAUACAGAAUAAGAAAGACAUUGGGCUUUUCAUAUUUUUUAAGACUCUGGUGUCUCUUUAUUUUUUUUCUAAUUGACUGUAAAUCACCCUUCUUGUGCUAGUUUUGGCCAUAAUAAAAAUUUCAUUUGAUUUGGCA